GUGCAGCUUCGCUGCCGCUCCACGCAUCUCGUCAAUGCAGCUUUCAUUCUCCCUCAGCGGGGCAAGAUGGAAGCUGUACAAAAGGACCACUGGUACUUCAUGGUACUCCUUAUCUUUCUCCCUCUUCUUAAAGCUGCUGUCCAGCAGAGAGAACCCGCUGUUGUCGUACGUCUGGAGGAAGGGAUGGUGCUGGAGUGCUUGUGUCCCUGGGAGGGGAACCUCAGCAUGGUGUCCUGGACCAAGGUCCCAGACAAGGACCCGCUAGCCGUGCUUCACCCGGAGUACGGCGUGGCCUUCUCCCACCACUACCGUGAGAGGAUCGAGUUCCUGCGGAACACACCCAUGGAUGGUAGCAUUGUCAUGAGGAACAUCACACAUCAGGAUAUAGGGCUCUACCACUGCUCUGUUCAGACCUUCCCUCAGGGCUCCUGGACCAGGGACGUCCAGGUGGAGGACACAGAUGAACCACCAGAAGAUCAGAGCGUAGAGACCCCGACUCUGGCGCCGAUCGAGGCGGACACGGAGGUUGUGGCCGAGCUGAACGAAAACCUGACCAUCAUCUGCAACCAUGAGCACAAGGGCACCGUUUACAAGGUCACUGUUGAGAAGUCAACCCGCGGCCAGCCCUGGGAAAUUGUGGGGAGUUGCUUGGCGGUGAACGGGGGCAUGUCGGGCGAGGAGUACACCAAGAGGGUCAGGGUCAGCUGUCAAGACAGCCUGGGUGUCAGCCUGCAGCUUGUGGAAGUGGCGGAGGAAGACGAAGGCCUCUACCGCUGUGGUUUCAGCACCGACACGGGAGUGCAGACCACGACUGUGCUCCUUACCGUCCCCCGCUCAGGUGACUUCAGCCUUUCUGAAUAUAUGAUGUAUAUUUACAUUGGGGCUGGAGUAGCUGGGCUUAUUCUGGUUACUGUCUUUCUCAUAUUAGCAUUGAGGCACAGGAAGAGGAACUUGAGAGAGGAAUACAGAGUCCAGCUUCAUCCAGCUCAGAGACAGCAGCACUGUGCCCUGCAGCAUAACUUCUAUGGGAACAUCCCUGCAAUGGGCCGGUUGGGAAACAGGCCCAGACAGAUAAAGGAUUGCCCAGUGUAUACCAACCUACAGACCAUACGGGGCCAGGCCCAGAGAGUGGCAGCGCGAUGAUGCAGCUAUGCACGAUAACAUUACCCGUCGUUUGGCGGGAGUGUAAUCUCUCUGAAAGGAUCGCAUGUCCUCAGCCUCUCACGAGCACGGCCAGAGGACUGUGCACGUGAGCAGAAACAAAUGUAAUAUAAGCAGCGAUGGCGAGAGACACAUCUGAUUAUAAACCAUUACAAUCAUUUCCCUGGGAUUAAUGUUUGUUUUCUUUUUCCUUAAUUAGGAUUAUCUAAUGAGUUACCACAUCUACAUUCCAUUUGUAAAGAGUUAUAAAUUGCUAACUCUCCAAGUUUGUAUUUCAUCACUUUUCCUUCUUCACGAUAUAAGUCAAUUACAGAGCCGUGCUGGCUUUCAAAACCUUGAGAGGUUUGUUUGGAAUCUCUGCUCCCAGUAAUCAGAUGCAACAUGUACAGUCUAAUUACUGUUGUUUUGGGGGGGGGGGGUUCCUUUAAGCCAAAAGGUACACGGUAAAUUAUCGCCACAAUAACUGUGAGCUGAAGAGCAGACAAAAGCGUGUAUAAUCAUUCAUGCCACUUUUCAGAACUCCCGUGCAAAACAACAGAUAGGAGCUUCUCUAAUUAUUCUCCUUCUACUUUCAUCUCCCCUGGUCCCCUUUCGAAGCUCGGCAGCGGUGUCUAAUCAUUUGACAAAGGAAAAAAAAAAGCAGUCGCUGCAUCGUCGCCACAGAUAGUUUACCUUGAGUUGUGUGUCUGCAGCCGGCGGGCACGCGCUCAUGAAGGCUGAACCCAAAUUGGCUCAUCCCAUCCGGGCCUGAACCCUUUCUGAACGUAAUUACUGUAACUCUGGAUUUCUUCUCCUCAAGCUGUGACUCUGUUUAAACUGGGAAACGCUGAAUGAAAGACUGCAUUUCUCUCUCUGGGUGACAGGCUAAAUGCACUUUAUCAUUAUGAGCUGUUAGUGAGUUGUUUGUUCAUCUGAUUUGUUUGUUUGCUAAAUGAAAAUACUGGAAUCCGGUGGUUUUACUGACAUUCACAUGGAGGUCAUAAAAGUAACUUUGUCCCUGUAACUUUACAUUUCCGAGUUGUUGUGUAUUUUGUAGGUUUUUAGCUGUGCUAC
Molecule: messenger RNA, 2214 nt
Organism: Lampris incognitus (smalleye Pacific opah)
Lineage: Eukaryota; Metazoa; Chordata; Actinopteri; Lampriformes; Lampridae
Gene: cd226
Product: CD226 molecule
Exons: 6
Coding region: 67-1143 (358 amino acids)
Biological process (GO): cytokine production; positive regulation of T cell receptor signaling pathway; positive regulation of Fc receptor mediated stimulatory signaling pathway
Cellular component (GO): external side of plasma membrane
Source: RefSeq, a predicted model, not a curated record